GGGUCGUACUUGUGAUGUAGACAUAGAUGAGUGUACUGGUGUCAGCUGUGGACAGGGGGGCACUUGUAUUGAUAAACUGAAUGAUUUCACCUGUAUCUGUGCACCUGGCUAUACUGGACAACUUUGUACACAGAAACUGUCCUCCAAAUUUGACCUGCGCUUCCUGCAGGGAGAGCCAGACACCAUCAGUUAUGCCGUGGUCAGGGAUAUCGCUGACCAUAGACUCACCCCACUGACCCAGUUGACACUUCAAGCUUGGAUACGAAGUAACAAACCCCAGGGGAUGAUAGCCGUGUAUAAGGCAGCUGAUGGGACUGGGUUUGGGGUGAAAAAUCCUGGUGAUAUUGAGAUACAGAUAAAUAGUCACACUGUCCAGACAGGACUGGACAUCAGUGAUGGUCAGUGGCAUCAGGUCACUGCAACCUGGACCAGCCAAACCCAGGGAGUGACCCUCUACAGAGACGGCCAGCUGGUGGCCACUUACUCCAAUGUCCCUGGCUCUAGUAUUACCACAGGGGGGAACAUGGUCAUUGGACAGAGACAUGAGUCACUGAAGAUGAGACGAAAACGUGCUAUCCAGACAGGCGUGGCAUUUGAAGGUGACAUUUCCCGCCUCCAUAUAUGGGAUACAGUCCUGCCCACUGAUGUUAUCACCAAGGUAAUAGACUGUCAAUCAGAGGACAGCAGGAUUGGGAACCUAGUGGCGUGGGCAGAUGUGAUAACUGGUAUUGAAGGCCAAGUGGAGAUAGUACAACCAACACAGUGUGAUUCUGUAAAUGAAUGUUCAUCCAGCCCAUGUCUCAAUGGUGCAACCUGUGAAAACAAGAUAGGAGGGUACCAGUGCCACUGCCCCGGAGGAUACACAGGCACCAGGUGUGACGUUAACAUUGACGACUGCGUUGAUAACUCCUGCAGUAAUGGAGGAAGCUGUGUGGAUGGUAUAGAGACUUACACCUGUGUCUGUCCCAGUGGGUUUACUGGGAGGUUUUGCCAAGAAGAGAUAGUCAAAUGUGAGUGA
This is a messenger RNA of Lingula anatina, 1018 nucleotides long. RefSeq lists its product as uncharacterized. Gene Ontology annotation, cellular component: plasma membrane; cell surface; signaling receptor complex. NCBI's taxonomy places the organism in Eukaryota, Metazoa, Brachiopoda, Lingulata, Lingulida, Lingulidae. Gene Ontology annotation, molecular function: zinc ion binding; calcium ion binding. Gene Ontology annotation, biological process: axon guidance; Notch signaling pathway. The record is from RefSeq and is a predicted model, not a curated record.